CUGCUGGUGCUGCGGGUCUGCAGCUGGAUACUAUUGUCAGUGCCGCUUUUACUUCUGUUAUUGUUGUGGCUGAAUGUGAUGCUGCUGCCCUCUGUAUGUGGAUCACAUGAAAUCACAUUCAUGAGCACAGACAUGUCGUGCGGACGGUCAUCACGUCUGUUUAACUGAAGCUUUAUGAUUCCGCUCGAGUUUGGAAAGAAAAACGCAGCAAGAUGCCACAGAAGCUGCUGGGCUCCGUGGUGGGGCUUCUCUGCACAGGGACGUGUUUAGUUCAGGGGAAGGAGUUUUGUUUCGGCGUGAACAAUGAACAGUACCGCUGUGAGAUGGGCUACUGUUGUGGCGAGACCGAGUGCUGCACGUACUAUUACGAGCUCUGGUGGUUCUGGUUGGUGUGGACCCUCAUCAUCAUGCUGAGCUGCUGCUGCGCAUACAGACACCGACGCGUCAAGAUGCGCCUGCAGCAGGAGCAGAGACAGAGAGAGAUCAGUCUGAUGGCAUAUCAGGGCGCCUCAAGCUCCUUCAUCACUCCUCCUCCUCUCAACCUACGGCUCUGGACAGACUGUAAGCUACCCGACUAUGAGGAGGUGAUUGCCCACCCGCCCACGCCCCCUCCGCCCUACUCAGAGUCUCCACCAGACGUCCCAGUGCUCAGCGGCCGGACGGAGGCGGCCGUGGUCCUGGAGCCACCUGCGCCUGAGACGGCUGUGGAGGUGGAGGAGGAUGAGGAGCCCAGUGGCCGGCGCAGACAUGUGACGGGCGACUCGGGCAUCGAGGUGUGCGUGUGCCAGCUGGAUGUGGACGAGGGUUCGGGGCCCGAGGAGGAAUCGCUGUGUCAGGGAGCCGACGGUGGCUGCUGCUCUGAGUGUGAAACCCUUGCCGGCAAAGAGCUCUCGCCUGACCCUGCCACCACCACCGACCACCAGGUGUGACGACCCAUCGGGAUCAGGAAUGAGGGAGUUUGUGAGAGACUUUUUCUACUGUCUGACUGCGUCAUGUGUGUCCGUUUCCCAGCAUCCCUCUCGCUUUCCUCUCACAGACUGAGCGAAUAAUCCAGACCACUGUUUGUUUCUCACAGCUGCACCGAGACUUCAGCCCAGAGCGAGACACACACACACA
Molecule: messenger RNA, 1116 nt
Organism: Sinocyclocheilus grahami
Lineage: Eukaryota; Metazoa; Chordata; Actinopteri; Cypriniformes; Cyprinidae
Gene: wbp1
Product: WW domain binding protein 1
Exons: 4
Coding region: 213-929 (238 amino acids)
Source: RefSeq, a predicted model, not a curated record